UCUUUUCACCGCUACGUGGUGAUAGUGUUCCGUUCUGGUUUUACGAUAUUCAUGAUUCGUGAUGUUUGCGUAGGAAUCAAGCGAGUAACAUUCGAUUGAGGUUAAGGUACUUUUCGGAGUGAAUCGUACAUAUAAAAAGUCCAUUUUUCACAAAACAAUAUUAGAUAAUUAUGGCGUCUAAAGUUACUUUUAAAAUAACUCUUACCUCUGAUCCGAAACUCCCAUUUAAAGUACUUAGUGUGCCAGAUAAUACACCUUUCACUGCUGUAUUAAAAUUUGCUGCUGAAGAAUUUAAAGUAUCUCCAGCAACGUCUGCCAUAAUCACAGAUGAUGGAAUAGGUAUCAAUCCACAACAAACAGCAGGAAACAUUUUUCUUAAACAUGGAUCUGAACUUAGAUUAAUUCCAAGAGAUAGAGUUGGAUAAUUACUUCUUAAAAUAAACAUCUAUAUAUAAAUUAUUUCUUUGUUGCACUUCUCACCAAUAAGUGUAAAAAAGGAACUACUUUUUCAUAUAAAAUUUGUUAUUUACAUAAAUUUAAAUAAAACAUUCCUGAAGUUUUAUAAAUUGUA
Messenger RNA from Bombus huntii, 571 nucleotides. It is a transcript of the gene Ufm1, whose product is annotated as ubiquitin-fold modifier 1. NCBI's taxonomy places the organism in Eukaryota, Metazoa, Arthropoda, Insecta, Hymenoptera, Apidae. The record is from RefSeq and is a predicted model, not a curated record. The transcript is spliced from 4 exons. Gene Ontology annotation, biological process: protein K69-linked ufmylation. Gene Ontology annotation, cellular component: cytoplasm; nucleus. Bases 171 to 425 code for a protein of 84 amino acids.